CUGUGUGCGAAUACUGCGAGUUGCGAAUUGUUAAUAUACUGAUGAAUAUUCAAUUUUAUUAACGUCAGUGUCAGAGCGUUAAUAGUGUCCUGAGAUCAAGUAUUACAGUAAUAAUUCAUAUCAAAAUUACUUUCACUUUGGCCAAAGAUGAAUGCUGUUUGCUCUUGUAAGGUUUAAUUAAGGACACACCUGAAUCAUUUUAGUCGAACGACGUUAAAUUUGCUUUCUUGGUUCAAAAUUUGAAGAAUUGAAAGCGGAAGAAAUGACAUCAGCAACAUAUUUGAUUCUCACUUAUUUAAUCCGUAAGUCUACUUUGCUUUUCUGUUCAUGUUGUGCAACAAGGAAUUAUCAUAUUUUGUGAUUUGCCAGAAACUACACUGUGUUCCUCACGCAUUGUACUGAAUAUCUAUAUAUGAUAUGAGUUUGAAAUGAACAAACUUGAACAUUAUCGUGAUAUUUUGUUAUUAUAAGUGGUAUUAAUGUAUGUAGUCACGCGCAAAUGACUAACGAACAAAAUGAACUUUAUAAUAUGUAUAAUUAAGAAUUUUAAUAAACCAAAUGUUGCAACUUGCAACUUUGACCCAACAAAUACCUACACGCGUAAAAACGCUCAGGUUGAUGCAAUAUUGAUGAAAACAGGAUUGAACAAUGUUUUGCUGCCCACAUUGGUCAUAGCUGUCAACAAUAUUGAACAAUAUUGUUACACCCGAUUCAGGCUCAACAAUAUUUAACAAUUAUUCGCCGAAGGCGAGGUGAUUAUCGGUGAAUAAAAACCGAGACGAAGUCGAGGUUUUUAUUCACGAUAAUCACCGAGCCCGAGGUGAAUAAUUGUUUUAGUAUAAUUUCAUAGGUGAUUAUUUGGAAAAAAAUAAGAAAAUACACAUUUCUUCGUCAUUUAAUUGACAAAAAGGCUUCGGCUGCCAUUUUGAAAAUCGCUUAGGUGAUUAUCGCGUAAUAAUCACCUCAACGGCAACCAAUCAGCGUGGAGAAUUUUCAAUAAUCACCUAUGUAAUUAUACUAAUGUUCAAUAUUGUUGACAACUGCAUGUGAACAACGUGGGCAGCAAAACAUUCUUCAAUCCUGUUGAGCAGCUGGCUCGGCAUUUUUUGCUGUGUAGAUGUGAAGUCUCAAGCUUUCAGCAACUCCAGCUUUGGGAGUCAAUUUCCAGCUCUCAAGCUGAGAAUAUUGUAUUGUGUUCUGAAUAGUUUAUAUAUGCAACCAUUGUCAUAAAAUUAGUCAUUGAAACAUUAGUGAAUUCUGUCAUUAACCCUUUCAGUGGCAAUGUGCCCUAUAUUCUACCGCCACACAGUUUUACUCAUCAAAGGGGAGAGUGCUGCCACUCAAUGGGCUAAAUGACUUCGGAAUACCGGUACAGGAAAAAUUAUUUCAGAGAAUCAUGCAGAUUUAAAAACUUUUCCUUUGUAGUGUUCCCUCAGACCCUGCCACUAUCAUUGAAACUUGGCGGCUCUGCAGUAUACAGUGGCAGCUCUGGAGUGAUCUGCAUGUGUUACACGCCAUCCUCAGACACAGUCUAGGGGGUGGGGGGUUAGGAGAAUGCACCCCUCUCACCGGAAAUUUUUAAAAAUUUGUGUCUCUCAUUUGGAAUUUCCAGCGUUUUAUUCCCAAGACACAAUUUCUUCACGAUUUUCCGCAUAAUAGCCACACCUUGGAUCUGUAAUCAGAUAGCAUUUAUUUUAUGCACAGCAAAUAUUAGAGCAUCAAACAAGGUGCUGACUGAAAUUCGCACUGAUAAUAAACACCAGUGGUGUAGUGGAGGGCGGGGGGGGGGGGGCUGAGCUUCAAUAUUCCCAACAAUAUUGCAAUAUUCAGUGGAACAGCCUUGUCCCCAGGCACUUUGAUUUGCUGUGCCUUGUGUCGGAACCCGUGCAUCUGAGUUGGAGCCUGGGGACGAGACUGUCAUGGGAACAGAACAUCUGGUUUGACUGUAAUUUACUCACUAAUUUCAUAGUGUAAAAUAGAAAAACUACAUGCUAAAACAUUUCACAGGUUUCUAAAGUUUACAACGCUCUCCAGAUUUACAUUUUUAAAAAUUAAACUCUGAAGUCACAAAGCGGCCAAAUUAGUAGCUCAUGUGCGAGAUAAAUUAUACUGCACGUGUGAGCGUGAGAAAAUAUGCUGAGGCGUGUGUCACACGCAUAAUGUGUGAGACUUGGUAGGUAUGAAGAUGAUGGGGAGGCUCCAAUUUUCAUAUGUCAAACCAAAAUUAAAAAGGCUAUUGAUAAUUUAUGGCAAAAUUCCAGCAUUUGAAGUAAAGUAAUUGCAGUAUGCAUUCCAGUUAGUUAACACUUGAAGAUGCCAACCUUGCUUUUUCAGGCAGCCUACAAUUGGGAAUUGGUAAAUAUCAGGAUUUUGGAAAUAUUGAAAGGGCCGUAGGUUUGAAAUCACUGAUCACUAAAUUGUCAGAUCUCGCUUGGUGCUUAGGUUAUUCUGAUUAAAGGGAAGAAGGGUUGAUGCACUUCCCAUAGAACACCUUUACCCCCCUUUUCAUAUCCCCUCCUUUUCAUAUCCCCUCCACCCUUGUGGCACCCACUUACCUAAAUGGUACAAACGGACACCAUUUUUUUCCCUUUUAUUGCCCAUUAUUGAACAUAUAAAUAUUUACAUUAAAAAAAAUUAGAUUAAUGUUAUGGUAGGGACCUACCAGAAACCUUAACAGGCUUUUAUUUAAGACCCCUAUACGGCUAUAGUUAUAAAAUUUAGAUGCUAGUUCUAGCUACAGACUAUACAGUCAACCAAAUUUAAAAUAUAUUACAAUAAGUAUUAUAAUAAUAGUUAAAAGAAGAGAAAUUAAGAGAGAAAAUGUGAAAGCUAUUUACAGCAUAAAGUGUUGCAUUGUACAUAUAAUUUAAUUAAUUACUUGAUAUUUGAAGGAAGUGUUCUUUUAUAGUAUUUUUGAAAGUAUUACAAGAAGUGAUAUUUUUAAAAUGACAUUCAAGUCCAUUCCAAACAUCGACUCCUUUAUUUGAAAGAGUAUGUUUUACAUAGUUCGUUUUUUUGUAUGACUUGUGGAGUUGUGUUUUAUUUCUUGUAUUGUGUUGGUGGAUUUGAUCAUUUGUCACAGAGUAAUCAGUGAAUACCUCUGGUAGAUUUUUUGGUAUAGUGAUAUCGAAACAUAAAUAAAUUUAUUAAAUAAUCAUUAAUUUUAUAAAUAUCUAGAAUUUUUAAGUCUUUAAAAAUUGGUUCACUAUGUGCCAAAUAAGAAUUGAAUUGUUGAAAGUCAUAAGGCGCACAAUUUUUUUUUGAAUAUUCAUAAGUUUUUGGAUCCUUUUUUUGUAGGUAUUACCCCAGAUUAUAUUUCCAUAGAUAAGAUAUGGAUAAACUAAAGCAUAGUAAAUAAGCUUAAGAGUAUUUAAUUACUGAUUUAAUUUAAGACCAUUAAAUGCCAGAAAUAGCUAUUGGAUUUGAUAAGAAAUUAGUACCCAUGCACCCCCAGCUGUAAACUCAUUCCUGACUAUAAUAAAUAUUUUCCAUUUAGCUCUGUUGUAUGGGCAGCUAGAUGCAGCCGUACCUAGCAACUCUACCCAAUCACACCUUGCAGCUUCACCUUCUGGGAAAAUGAGCCAACCCUCAUCCAACAUACAUUUACAGCCAUCACUGAUAACUUCAGAAGUCAAGUCACCAAUUCAAUCAUUUAUUGGUCGGACAACAACAUCCCUAAAAUCAAGUCAGCCUGUUUUAAAUACAGCAGGAAAUCCAAGAAAUAAUUUUAGCAGCACUGGUACUGUACCAAUGCCAUCUCUGACUCUGAACGAAUCAGGAGUAUAUUCAUCCAGUUAUCCAAUAAUGGUGCAACCUUCUAAACAGCUUACUUCUAGUUCUGAUAUAAUAGCUGAUUCUGGCCAAUUAUCCACUUGGCCCACUACACAAGAGGUUACAAGCACAACUAUAUCACAAUCUUUGAUUGUGAUAACAUCUAGUUCUCCCAACAUAUUACUUGGAAAUGUAACGGCAUCCACAGCUUCAAAGCUGUCAGUUUCAGUACAAAAUAACAACCAUUCAAUUCACAUUUUGGUUUCACCAGCACUAGAAACCCCCAGUAAUAAUAUUUCUAGAUCAUCUUCAAUAUCUAAAGUAAAGCCAGGUCUGACUAGUUCGCCAAAUGGUCUGCCAAUUCCUUCUGUAUCUAAAGUGAAUAUGACGUCUAGUUCAUCGAAUGUGAAGCUGAGGUCAUCAAAUGUUACACCAAGUCCUACUUCAUCUAAAAUGAAACUUAAUCAAACUAGUUCAUCAACUGCUGUACCAAAUCUUUCUUCAUCCAAUGUGAAGUUGAGGUCACCAAAUGUUACACCAAGUGCUACUUCAUCUAAAAUGAAACUUAAUCAAACUAGUUCAUCAACUGUUGUACCAAAUCUCUCUUCAUCCAAUGUGAAACUGAAACCAAAUAGUUCCACCAUGGUUAUCUCACAUCCGUCUUCAGUCCAAUACAUUCCAAAUAUAUCUUCAACCCAUUCCAUCAAUGUAACCAGUUCACCCGUAAUCACAGUGAAGCCCACUUCAGCAUCUCAAGUAGUGCAGACUGCGAUUUCAGCUGCAGUUGCACUAAAUUCAUCGCAUCUUGUGAAAUCUAUGAUGUCAUCUCCUCCUUUGUCAAGUAUAACAUCGACUGUUUUCCCAACUUCUGUUCUAUCACCAUAUAAUCGUUCAUCAUUCACAGUAACAAUUGAAGCAAGUUGCAAUAAUUUACUGGCCUGCAGUAUCACGUUACAACCUUCAGCCACGAUGCAGUAUACGUCAAUGGGUAGUGGAACUGCCCUAUCAAGUAGCCUGUCUAACAUUCUAAACCGAAAUGCCUCAAGCUUUAUGUCCAGUUCUGUCAGUGGUAUGAAUACGUCAUCUGUGCUACACCGAGAGAAGACAACACAAGGUACAAACUUUGUUGUUAAUAUUGUUUUGGGUAUACUAAUAUUGGUCUGGAAAUUUGAAUUUGUUUCGAGAUUUGCUAAAUGCAUGAUUUCUAUUUGGAGCAAUAGAAAAUAUGUUUAAUGCUUUGCCAUUGAACAGGAACAUUUUUAUUUAGAAAAUUAGAACGGGUGGGGGGCUAAAACAAAUUAAGCAAUAAUGAAGUCAAAACGAUAUUUAAGGUGGCUCAAUACAGUUUAAAAACAAUGGAAAAUUCACGAUUUAGAUCCGUCGCAACAACGACGUUUCAAGAUAGCGGAAAUUUUGGCUUUUAAUUAACUAAGUAAUUUAACUCGAAAACGGCAUCAGUGACCCCCAAAUUUUAUUACAUCAAAUGAUUUCUUUUAGUAUACUCAAUUAUUUUGACAAUUUAAAAAAAGUGCUGUUGAGCCAAAAAAAUAUUACGAAUAAUCACAUUUACGUAAUCUGGAAAAUUUUGGCUCAAACAGAAUUUUUCUAAAAUUGUCAAAAUAAUUUUGUUUUUAGGCGAAUAAUUAAAUAAAAAAGUAAUAAAUUUACUUUAAUUUAGUGUCCAGUAACAUUCCUCUUACCGUUUCUAGCCCCAGGUUCUGAAGACAAAGAGAAAUCACACACGCCUUUGAUUAUUGGAUUGGCAGUUGGUCUAUCUCUUGGUAUGGUUCUGAUCAUAGUAAUCAUUGUUUACUACAGACGUAAACGUUCAUCAUAUCAGUAUAAUGUGUUUUAUGACGAGCAAAAUAUUGUCAUGCAUCCAUUUGAUUAUUCCAAGUAAACAUAUCCAUGUAUUGAGUGAAUAGAUUGGUUUAACUUUCUUGACCUGCGGAAGAUGAUGCUCAACCAACCGGGAUGAUCAUUAUUGAAAGCGAUCUAUGUUAGUCAUAUUUUGUUAGUAAUAAUUUGAAAUUUCGUCAGCAUGUUAGUUGACUAGCUAUGACGUCUUGUAUGCUUAAUUUAAUAUAAUUAGUAAUGACUGAAUUAGUGAAUAAUGAUUAAAUCAUUAUCGUUUUGUCUUGUGUUAUCACAUGUAAUAUCAUGAUCGCCUCGUUUUCUAUUGUUCUCAUAGGGAAUUUAAAUCCCGUAUUUUCCUCAUUACGCAUGCAACAGGGAAUAUUUCGCUUUGUCUACUAAAUUUCCCCGGGAAAUUUAGUAAAAAACUAAAGAUUUCUUUGUCUACUAAUCUUCCCUCAUCAAAAAUGCACGGGAUGAUUAGUAGACAAAGAAAUCCUUUGUCUUUUACUAAAUUUCCCGCUUCCAUAUUUAAUGCAAACGGAAAACCUAAACACUCAACAAUUUUAUUCAACAUAUUAAAUUUUAAAUGUACACAAGUAUGACUUUGCUAAACAAUUAAACGUCAAACUCCAACUCAAGACAAACUGUAAAAUUCAUGCUAUCAACGUCCGUUUAUAUUUAUGUUUAUAUUUACGUGACUAGCAGUGGCUCCUUGAAGCUCUUUUAGUCGCCCGUCUAACGCGUUUUGAAAUGGCUUUAAUUGUGGCGUUGUAAACAAGCUUAUUUCAGGCUUGCUUUCUUGGAUCGUACGGUUCAUACCACAAAACAAGCUAUACAGUACUUUGUGUCUGUAAUCGCUGCCAUCUUUCUUCCUCACUUCUACAGCAAAUUUGCUCAGCCAGUAAUUAAUUUCUUCCAAAUUAAUAGAGUCUAAAUUUGGAAUCCUCUGAAAUUCGUUUCUUUCUGCCUGAAAAUCUUUAAACUGCUCGUUCCUCUCUUUAACCCACGCGUUGUACACAUUUGUACUCCACGUAGUGUGCCUUAUGGUAUUCUUUGGCACUCUAUCUUUUUGAACAUUUUCAACUGUCCGGUCUGACACAAAAUAGAACCUUCCAGUUGCAGCCAUAUUCGGGAAAACUAAGUUUAAAAUCAAUGCAGUGAUUUACAUAAGUGUCACAACAACAAAGCAUGUCCCAAAGGUACACUUAUUUCAAUCAAUAGUCAAACUCAUAAACAACUUGAUUGAAAAAUACAAAAUCAAACAGCUAAACUUAUCUCUGCAGCAAACUUUUUUGAGUUUUCCUCGGCGAUCAUAAUAUUACAAACUAAUAACAUAUGACUAGUCGGGAAAUUAGCGAUUAAAUUUCCCUUCGCCUCGGGAAGAUUUUCCCUCGGCGUCGGGAAAUUUAAUCGCUAAUUUCCCUCUGGUCAUGUUAUUACUUAUAAUAAUAUAUUUAGUUGCUCUCACCAUUGGGCAACCUUUAUCAUUAAGUUUGAUGGUAGAUAGCUUUAAAAGCUUGAAUCGAGGGCUGGAUCUCUCGAGCAUUAAUUACCAACGGUGGAUAAAACAGCAAGUACGUCGCAAGAUAUAUCUACUACUGUAUGCACACGUGAUAAGCUGAGAGGCUGUUAGUUUAGUAGUGUAAUGUACAAGCAUGAAAAUGUGCUCGUGUCUGUUGUAGAAGAGCUGUGUAACAGGAUCUGCAUGUUUUAUUAGUUUUGAGUUGAAAUAUUAAAUUUCUGGGAAACUAGGAAACAUUGUUGUGAAAACAUUCUAAUAUACCCAGAGGCGGAAAUUCACUUUUACGGUCGGGGAGAGGCAAAGCUUCGUAAAGUUCCGACAAAACUUUCAAGUUUCCGACAACCCCCCCCCCCCCAUUUGCCCUCGAAAAGGCUGUUUUUAGCCCUCUUUUAGGUCAAAAUUUCCGAAAAUUCGCCAUUCUCCGCGAAGGUAGGGUCCCCCGCUCCAUCGAAAUUUCCGCCACUGAAUAUACCAUUUUUGCGAGCUUCCGUGAAGCGUGCAUUUGAAACUAUGUUUCGAAACGUUUCUCCCGCGAAUUUUGUGAAUCAAAACUUGUUUUGUUCAAACAUUUGUGGGCGUGGCAUGACAUGAAACUGUUGUGGCAAAAUGGCUCCAGUAUUACAGGUAUACAAGAAUGCAGAUAAGGGAGUAAUUACACAGCUACUUUUAAAAUGAAAGUGUACUUUCGAGGUCCAAACUAAAAGUUUUGUAUGCAAAAUAAUUCGUUUAAUUUAUACCACACCCACAAACGUUGAAUUUGUGAGCAAAACAAAAACUUUGAUUGACAAACGUCGGGGAAGAAACGAUUUGAAAUCUAGUCCCAAAUGAACGCUUUACGGCGAACUAAACGUUUCCUUGAACCCUUGUAACAUUCUAGGAAUUUAAAAUGAGCAAAUGCAGGAACAUACAGUAUUUUGUUUAGCAACGUCAUAUGUCACGUGGAGUACAAUUUUCCAAACGAUGGUACAUUGUCCAAGUGAUGAAACUGUUACAUGACCCUUUUUAAGAUGUCUUGACUGACGUAAUUUAAGUAUUUAAACUAUAGUGAUGUAAUUAAUUGAUGUAGUAUUUUUGAUGAUAAAGUAAACACCAGUUUAUAUUCGCUAAUGUUUUUUUCUUUUAUUAUUUUAUUGAACAGUUACGUAAUAUUUCAAAUCCAACUAUGAGGACUGGGCUAGAUUUCAAGUUCGCGCAAUUUGAUCAAAUCCUAGGCGAAGCCGCGACCAGUGAACUCUAAUAAGACUUAUUAGAGUUCACUGGUCGCGACUGAAUUAAAAUGCGAGGACUUGAAAUCUAGUCCAGUACGAAUUGGAGAAUUUGAAUUUUGAAAUGACAUCUCAUAAGAAUAAAUCACGGCAGGCCUUAAAAUAUCUUUUACAGGGCCGUCUGACAAAAUGUCCGAUGACUUAGAGUUAGCAAAGGGCUGCAAAGCUCCUACAGAUUGUAAUUCAAAGACUGUGUCAUGUGUCAUUUAAAUCAACCUAAACUUCUUUUAAUGACCUCAUGUAUAUAUUUAAUGUUUCAGUCAUAAUAAUACAUCUAUGACACUCAUAAUACGCUUAUAUCAUGCCACACCAGUUUACAAUUGAAUUAUAGUAAGAGACCCGAUCUUAAUGGAAUUAUAGUAUGAAACCUCGUUUUGUAUCAUUAUAUUCUCAAUACAUAGUUCUGCAAAUGGUCCGUUACAUUGUCAUUGAGUGUUGAUGAAAACAUGUGGGAAAUCUUGCAAACUAACUAGGGCUAAUGAAACACCGCGGUCAAACGUCCGCGCGGAUUUAUAUUGUUUGUAGGUAUCGGAAGACUGGAAAUAGUAUUGUUUUCACGAAGUUCUAGCAAAAACCUAGGUGAUGUCCAAGUUACGUCACCGUCGCCAUGUUGGAUGACAUUGACAAACGAUUUUGCUUUUGUGCAAUGCAAAUUUCAUCCAACAUGGCGAAAAUUUCUUUGUCCUUUGAAUCUCAUGGGAGUGGUUGCACAUUACCUAUAGCUUCAGCUGUUUCCUUAUAGUAAACGCUUUUCCUUUCCCGUAUAAACUCCUAUUAUUUUGACAGACAUUUCCCCCACAUUUCUGUGUACUCGCGCAUGUGCUUUACGUUUGACUGCGUUGUUGGGUGGGAUGAGGACAGAAUAGUAUGCAUAUAAUGGUAAUGACCAAGUCCUGAAUUGCAUAAUGUGAAUAUUUCCUCACUGGAAACUGCACGCACCCACUUUUACAAAAUGUUUAAAAUGUUUGUAUUGU
Messenger RNA from Paramuricea clavata, 9389 nucleotides. The record is from the annotation of a GenBank genome assembly. NCBI's taxonomy places the organism in Eukaryota, Metazoa, Cnidaria, Anthozoa, Malacalcyonacea, Plexauridae.